Molecule: messenger RNA, 784 nt
Organism: Zychaea mexicana
Lineage: Eukaryota; Fungi; Mucoromycota; Mucoromycetes; Mucorales; Lichtheimiaceae
Product: vacuolar protein sorting 55-domain-containing protein
Exons: 6
Coding region: 194-673 (159 amino acids)
Biological process (GO): late endosome to vacuole transport via multivesicular body sorting pathway
Cellular component (GO): endosome; Vps55/Vps68 complex
Source: RefSeq, a predicted model, not a curated record
AGAAAAAGGACCAUUCUCUUUCUAUUUAAAAUUUCAAAACCACAAAUGGCCGGUUUAAGAAGUAAGCGACUCGUUUUUCUGGAUAAACAACAAUUGCGAAGCUCGUUUAUAUGAGAUUAUUGCGAACUGCACUAUCUUUCUUUUAAGCAUAAAAGAGAUAAACCUGGGAUUAAUGUCGUAAUCUGUCUUUUACAUGCUUUUUCUUACAGCGAUCAUUGCCUUGGCAUUUGUCUUGGCUAUCGGCUUUUUGCUUGUGAUAUUAUCCUGUGCUUUAUACUACAAUUGGUGGCCACUACUCGUAGUUGCGACCUACGUGCUUGCACCUUUACCAAACGCGCUAUGCAGCCGGUGUGCUGGUCAAGACGAUCUGAUGUCCGAAUAUAACAGUGGCGUUAUCGACGCUGGGCAUUUUAUUACCGGAAUGUUUAUAGUGACUGGAUUCUGUCUUCCGUUCGUGCUUGCACAUGCCGAAGUGAUCACGAUUCCAGCCAUGGUGAUGAGUAUUUGUGGAGGUAUCCUUGUAUACGGCACAAGUAAGUUUUUUUCGUAUAAAGAGCCUUAUGUGUCUAGAGAAGGAAGUGGUGCACUAAGUCUACAUGUGCAACCCUCUAUUUUGUCUAUAACAGUCAUCACAUACACCCACUUCUUUGCCGAUCAAAGCGACGACUAUUAAGAUAUCCAAUCGAUUUUUUGUACAUAAAAGCUACUGUGUGCACCUCUCUCCUUCUUUUCUUGGCCGCACUUUUUCUUCACUAAAUAGGUUACAAGUUAAGAGAAACGAUUC